Molecule: messenger RNA, 3324 nt
Organism: Xyrauchen texanus (razorback sucker)
Lineage: Eukaryota; Metazoa; Chordata; Actinopteri; Cypriniformes; Catostomidae
Gene: tspan11
Product: tetraspanin 11
Exons: 9
Coding region: 127-909 (260 amino acids)
Cellular component (GO): membrane
Source: RefSeq, a predicted model, not a curated record
CUGCGUUGACCCUCCGCUACUCCCGCGCGAACUGGACACACACUUGCGGAGCAACAAGCCUCACUGUGGGGAAAAUACCUUUAUUUGCGUUUCGGAUCUUGCGUAGGCGCUGCCUUUUAAGGAAAGAUGAGCAGCAUGUAUAAGGAUGAGCAGGAUGACUGGAUAACAGUCUGUCUCAAGUACCUCCUUUUCAUUUUCAACUUCCUGUUCUGGGUGGGCGGAGGGGUGGUGAUGGGUGUCGGGAUCUGGACGCUGGUCGACAAAGGAGACUACCUGAGUCUUCUGGCAUCCAGUACAUUCGCUGUGUCAGCCUACAUUCUGAUCCUGGCAGGGGGACUGGUCAUGGUCACAGGCUUCCUCGGCUGCUGUGCUGUCAUACGAGAGCAAAGGAGCUGUCUGUCCACGUACUUCUCGUGUCUGCUUCUGAUCUUUCUUAUUGAGCUGGUGGCUGGUAUACUGGCCUAUGUGUAUUACCAGACGCUGAGUGAAGAACUAAAACAGCACCUUAGUGAGACGAUGACAGAUAACUACGCCCAGCCUGGGAAAGAGAGCAUCACUCAGUCUGUGGACAGACUACAGCAGGAUUUCAAAUGCUGUGGGAGCAACAACUCUUAUGAUUGGAAAAACAGUGUAUACAUCAAAUCCCAAAAGGCAGAGACAAGGUUGGUCCCGGAUAGCUGCUGUAAGACCAUGACCCUUCAAUGCGGGAAGAGGGACCACCCAUCCAAUAUUUACAAAGUGGAGGGUGGCUGUAUAACUAAGCUGGAGCAGUUCUUGGCUGAUCACUUGCUCAUCAUUGGGGCUGUGGGAAUAGGUGUGGCCUGUUUGCAGCUAGUGGGAGCAGUGCUGACUGCCUGCUUUAUGUAUCUGCUUUAUAAAGAAGAAGAACAGGACUUCUCUGAUGCUUGAUUGGAUAGUACCACUUUUUUGACUCCUGAACAGCUAUGUGAGGAAAAGAUAUGUGGAAUGGUGUUCACAUGUUGCCUCCACAGGCAAAUUAAACUGGACCCAUACUGACCGCUCAGCCACUUUACAUACCCUCCUGACACUCCAACACACACCGACAUGGCCUUACUACUGUGCUCACCUUCAACUGCAUGAGCAAACAUAAGGCUUAAUGAAACAUUAAUGUAAGGGCUUUCUUUUAACAUUUGGCAGUUUUUUUCCCAAAGGGGUAUUCAGACAUCCAAAUAUCUGUUCUACUGUAUAAAGCCUUUAUUGAGACUAUUGUUGGUGUUGCCUCCUUAUGAUACUAAUGAUACUAACUCUUUAUAACUUUAUACUCUUUAUAAAGUUGUAGCAUAAUGCCCUAGUAAUGUACUGUAGAUAUAAAGGAAGCAUUCAGAAAAUGCCUUGGAAGAUACCUGCAGUCAUUUAAAUGUAUAAGAGACAUUCAGUAAAGGCCUUAGAAGACAUUUAUUUUUUUACCAUUAUGUAAAUUCUAAUAUACUGUAUACCCACUGAAUGUUUUUUUUUUUACUAUGUAUUUUCUAUGAUUUGGUUAUUUUAAAUGUAUAUAAUGCGCUGCUGUGGGAACCUGCUUAAAGUGAUAAAUACGUAAACUGGAUCUAUCAAAAAAUGCUUUACAAGAGCAUUCAUGAAUAUAUUUUCCUAAAAAAAAAAAGAAGAAUAUAUUAUAAAUGAAUGACAAGCAUGUUUUUUGCCAGGUCUUGUUAUAGUGCAGAAGGUGAUCAUAUUCUAAAACAAUUGUGGAAAAGGCUACUAAAAGGCUACAUACAAUCACAACUCGUUCAUGUCAUAGAAAGGGACACUUAAUAUCCCUUAAUAUUGGCCUUAUUGGCCUUGAAGCAAACAGGUGACAAAGAAAAUUCUGUUGAUUUAUAUUUUCACGUUAGACACAUAAAAGGAUGAAGAUUAACUAAAGAUUGAAUAUGAUAACGUUUUUGUCAAAUCUGUGGAUCAAUACUGUAGUUUUUCCUGUCCUUAAAUAUUAUAACAAGGGUUUAAUUGUUGCAUAUAUUGCAAAUUCUGCUCCACUUUAUGUCUGAUUAUCUGAUAUUAAAUAUAGAUGUCCUCCAUCUUGAAGGGAUAGUUCACCCAAAAAUGAAAAUUCUCUGAUCAUUUACUCACCUUCAUGCCAGAUGUGGGUGGCUUUCUUUCUUCUGCUGAACACAAAAGAAGAUUUUUAGAAGAAAAUCUCAGAUGUAAGUGAAUGGUGGUAAGAACUUUGCAGGUCCAAAAAGCAUAUACAGUAAAGGCAGCAUUAAAAUAAUCCAUACGACUUCAGUGGAUAAAUCCAUGUCUUUUGAAGCGACACAAUAGGUGUGGGUGAGAAAAAUAUAAAUAUUGAAAUGUUUAUUUUUAUUAUAAAUUCUCCUCCAUGGCCAGUAGGUGGUACAAAGAAUUUGAAUUACCAAAAACAAAAGAAGAAGAAAGUGAAAGUGGAGAUUUAGAUUAAAAAAAGGAAUAAAUAUUGAUCUGUUUCUCACCAGCACUUAUCAUAUUGCUUCUGAAGAUAUGGAUUUAACCACUUGAGUCAUAUGGAUUUAUUUUAUGCUGCCUUUAUAUGCUUUUUGGACCUUUAAAGUUUUGGUCACCAUUCACUUGCAUUGUAUGGACCUACAGAGCUCAGAUACUUUCAGCAAAAGAAAGAAAGUCAUACACAUCUGGGAUGGCAUGAGGGUGAGUAAAUUAUGUUAGAAUUUUCAUUUUUGGGUGAACUAUCCCUUAAAUCCACUUUUAAGAUGCAGAGCAAAUUUUCCUUUCUAUUCCUGGUAGUCUGGGGGGCCAAAACACUGCCUUUUGAGAACUAAUGGAAAUAUACAGAUUGAAUACAGGCUCAUGCUUCUCAACCAGGAUUUUGGAAUAGUAUACUUACAGAUUGGAGCUUUUAGUGAACUGCCUUUUAGGGUCACAUCAUAAGAUAUUUGGUUGAUGUAGGGAAAAGAUUGUGCACUAUUGCAUUGCCUCACACACAAAUCACAGCUGCUAAAUCUUAAUGUAGUUGCCACAGCAACGUCAGCCUUGUUGAAAUUCAAUGUUAUUUGGGGAAAUGGCUUUUCACUUGAAACAGAUUAUUUAAUUUAACAUUCUUUAUCUGCUGUACUGAUUACCAUCUGUAAUCCUAUUGCUUUAUGCAAGUGAUAGAUUAUUCAUAUUUGUAAAUUGCAGUUAAAGCAUUGUGCGCAAAUAAACAAGUUAUCAUCUGAGCUGCAAGACGUGAAAUAUACAUAAUGGAAAUAUCCCAUUAGUUGUGAUAUAAUUGCUGUUGUAUGCAGUCUUUCGUUCGAGCACUGCUGCGUAUCUUUACAUUGAAUUUUUUUUUCCUCCAUUAUAUUAAAUCACCAGUUGCUCUGAUAAAAA